Penicillium atrosanguineum is the source of this 897-nucleotide messenger RNA. RefSeq names its product Prefoldin subunit 3. NCBI's taxonomy places the organism in Eukaryota, Fungi, Ascomycota, Eurotiomycetes, Eurotiales, Aspergillaceae. The transcript is spliced from 2 exons. The coding region runs from base 1 to 897 and encodes 298 amino acids. The record is from RefSeq and is a predicted model, not a curated record. Gene Ontology annotation, molecular function: oxidoreductase activity.
AUGGCCUCAGCUAUUGUUCUUCCCCCCGGCUCUCAUGAUUAUCUGCUAGCAGAAAAGCCAAAAGUCCCUGAGAAGCCUCACCAUGUUCAGACUACACUCACUUUUAACAAAGAGAUGGAAGAUGGUUCUCCCCACCCCCCAAUAUGGAUCGGCAAGCCAGAAACAAACGAGAGACCUAUGAUCACUAUUCCCGCCAUUAUCCACGACGUUAGUGGCCAUGAGCUUGACUACACCCUUGACAGCCAUGGAUUCCAAUUCCACUACCACGAGAGUAAACUAAAGGACUUCCUCGACGACGAGGAGAUCCGAGCAGAAUACUACCCAGAGAUGGAGCAACUUCUCAAAGACAUUACGGGUGCUUCUCGGUUCUUCAUUUUCGACCACACUAUCCGCCGAGCCCCAAAGGACUGGAUCAGCGGGGACCAGCCCCGUGGCCCUGUCCAUACUGUGCACAUCGAUACUAGCUAUGCUGGAGCUGAGGCCAGAGUCGUCCACCAAUUUCGCGACGAGGCGCCGGAGCUCCUCAAGGCCCGCUACCAGAUUAUCAGCGUCUGGCGUCCGAUCCGCACUAUCCUGAAGCACCCCCUGGCGGUAGCAGAUGCAAAAUCUUCCCCCGACAAUGACCUUUCCCCUAUCAAAUUUAUUUACCCCGAGCGAGAAGGCGGCUGGGAGGGUGGAGCAUGGUCCGUUAAAGCGAAUCCGAAUAUCAAAUGGUACUAUCGCUACAAGCAGACUCCAAAUAUGGUCACUUUUAUCAAGUUUUUUGAUUCUAAAGUUGAUGGGAGGGCGAGGCGGGUGCCACAUGGUUCUUUUGUUGACCCAGAGACGGAACAUGAAGCCGCGAGAGAGAGUAUUGAGGUGAGAGCUUUGUGUUUCCAUCCCGAGGAUCGUGAUUAG